UACUCUCAUGACACUGUUCUCCAAAGCCUGGAUCAAAGGGCAGAACAGGAGACUAUGGAGUCCCUUUGGUGGAGCCCACAGGCGGAGAGGAAGCACAGGAUUCAUAAGAUGGAGGGCGGGAGAAUAUAUAAAAAACUGGAGGCCAAGAUAUUUCCUUUUGAAGACAGAUGGCUCAUUCAUAGGAUAUAAAGAGAAACCCCAAGAUGUGGAUUUACCUUAUCCCCUCAACAACUUUUCAGUAGCAAAAUGCCAGUUAAUGAAAACAGAACGACCAAAGCCAAACACAUUUAUUAUCAGAUGUCUCCAGUGGACCACUGUUAUAGAGAGAACAUUUCAUGUAGACACUCCAGAGGAAAGGGAAGAAUGGACAGAAGCUAUCCAGGCUGUAGCAGACAGACUCCAGAGGCAAGAAGAGGAGAGAAUGAAUUGUAGUCCAACUUCACAAAUUGAUAAUAUAGGAGAGGAAGAGAUGGAUGCUUCUACAACCCAUCAUAAAAGAAAGACAAUGAAUGAUUUUGACUAUUUGAAACUACUAGGUAAAGGCACUUUUGGGAAAGUUAUUUUGGUUCGAGAGAAAGCAAGUGGAAAAUACUAUGCUAUGAAGAUUCUGAAGAAAGAAGUUAUUAUUGCCAAGGAUGAAGUGGCACACACUUUAACUGAAAGCAGAGUAUUAAAGAACACUAGACAUCCCUUUUUAACAUCCUUGAAAUAUUCCUUCCAGACAAAAGACCGUUUGUGUUUUGUGAUGGAAUAUGUUAAUGGGGGAGAGCUGUUUUUCCAUUUGUCGAGAGAGCGGGUGUUCUCUGAGGACCGCACACGUUUCUAUGGUGCAGAAAUUGUCUCUGCCUUGGACUAUCUACAUUCCGGAAAGAUUGUGUACCGUGAUCUCAAGUUGGAGAAUUUGAUGCUGGAUAAAGAUGGCCACAUAAAAAUUACAGAUUUUGGACUUUGCAAAGAAGGGAUCACAGAUGCAGCCACCAUGAAGACGUUCUGUGGUACACCAGAAUAUCUGGCACCAGAGGUGUUAGAAGAUAAUGACUAUGGCCGAGCCGUGGAUUGGUGGGGCCUUGGGGUUGUCAUGUAUGAAAUGAUGUGCGGGAGGUUACCUUUCUACAACCAGGAUCAUGAGAAACUUUUUGAACUAAUUCUAAUGGAAGACAUUAAAUUUCCUCGAACACUCUCUUCAGAUGCAAAAUCAUUGCUUUCAGGGCUCUUGAUAAAGGAUCCAAAUAAACGCCUUGGUGGAGGACCAGAUGAUGCAAAAGAAAUUAUGAGACACAGUUUCUUUUCUGGAGUAAACUGGCAAGAUGUGUAUGAUAAAAAGCUUGUACCUCCUUUUAAGCCUCAAGUAACAUCUGAGACAGACACCAGAUACUUUGAUGAAGAAUUUACAGCUCAGACUAUUACAAUAACACCACCUGAAAAGUAUGAUGAGGACGGUAUGGAUUGCAUGGACAAUGAGAGGCGGCCGCACUUCCCUCAGUUCUCCUACUCCGCGAGCGGGCGAGAAUGAGUCUCUUCUGCUACUUCACUGUCAUCUUAGAUUUGUGACUGAAAAUGAUUCCUGGACAUCACAGCAGUCCUAGCUCUUACAAAUGCAGGAGCACCUUCAGACAUCCCAGACCAGUCCAAGGUCUUCGCCCCUCGCCGCCUUUCACCCACAUGAGAACACACAUAUAUGCAGACAUACUCGACUUUUGUUUUUGCAUGAAAUUGUAUCUCAGUCUAAGGUCUCAUGCUGUUGCUGCUACUGUCUUACUAUUAUAGCAACUUUAAGAGGUAAUUUUACAAUCUUUGGAAGUCAUGAGCCCACCAUUGUUCAUUUGUGCACCAACUGUCAUCUUUUGGUCUUUUAAUUUUUGUUUUUCCCUAACAGUGAAGGCUAAACGAUUCUAGGUACAUUUUUUAACUUCUAGACGAUAAAUCAAAAACUAAUUAGACUAAGAAGAUUUAGUUUAUAAUUCAGAACAAGCAAUUGUGGAAGCGUGGUGAUGUGCAUAUGCAAAAUUUUAGUAAAGCAUAUCAGAUCAGUGCGUAAAAUAGGUUAUGUAUCAGUAAGAUCCUACUGGAAUUCAUUAGGAAGCAUUUGAGAGAAGGAAUGAACAACUAUUAAGAUAGAUAUAUACAUUUAUAAAUUUAAAUUCUUAUUCGAUACUGCAGAGGAAGCCUGGUAUUACAUGUGGAUGUCCAGAUUUCACAGGCAGUUGUUGGCAAAGGAACAUUGUUCGACCAAGGAAGGAAGCAUAUGCACAGCAGAGUAGGUCACUUAAAGGGUCUAUGAUAUGAUUUGCACCAGAGAGCGUUUUAUUUCCCCUGUGCUUGGAAACCUUUUUCCCUUCUUGAUAUUAUCACCUCUGAUGGCUGAAGAAUGUAGACAGGUGUAAUGAUCCUGCUUUUCACCAAAAUUUGUACACCAAGGUAAACAGGUGUUUGCCUUAUUUGUUUUAAUUUUUUACUUUCAGUUCUACGUGAAUUAGCUUUUUCUCGGAUGUUAAAACUUUGAAUGUCCUUUUAUGAUUUUGUUUAUGUUGCAGUAGUAUUUAUUUUUUAGUGAUGAGAAUUGUAUGUCAUGUUAGCAAAUGCAGCUCCAACUUAACAUAAAACAGACUUACUGCAGUUUCUUUUGACCCAUGUGCAAGGAAUGUACACGCCGAUGAGAAUCAUGCACUUUUUCUCCUAUGUAAAAAAAAUCUUGAUGAGGCUCUGAAAUUGUACAUAUAGAUUAGAAUUUGGCUUUAGGAGAAGAGAUGCUGUCAUUUAACCCCUUGGUGCUAAAAAUGAGAAAUCCCCAACUAUCCAUGCCAAGGGGUUGAAGCAAAUGGAUGUUAUAUUUGCUCUUUUGAGAAUUGAAAUAUUAUGACGGCCUGGCAACAUAAUGUAAUGAAGAAAAUUGAGACCUGGAUGAUAAGAAAUGAACUUUACUUGGCAAAAUGAACACAUCUCAAGUAUUUACGAAGUGGGCAGUAAAGGAUAAGGACCUGGUGUGUUUAUUCUGAUCAUGGUACAUUUAUCACUGAAUUAAGCCAUCAGGGAAAAAACAAAACAAAAAAGAACACCUCCAACUUUUCUUUUUCUGUAUAUACUCAUGUCCUCCAAUUCCGACAUUUCUCACUGAAAGGGGACAUGUAUGCAAACCUCAUCUUUCUCUUUCAUUAAUGAUGAUCUUCAGAUUAAACCCUUUGGUGCUAGGAGCUGACAUUUUCCAAAGCAGCCUAUGAAGUCCAGGGAGCUCCUGACUCCAUGGAGCCAUCGUGGAGAUGUAUUUUAGUUAAACUAUCUGACAGCUCCCAAAUGGAAGACUACAGCAUGACGUAGUGUUAUGAUUGCAUUGUAUGAAAGAGCAAGUGACUUUCUAAGUAGGAUGAAUCAUAUUCAUAUGCAGAUGUCUUAGCCUCUUGACGCUGGAAGUGUGGGUUUACAGAUAUGAAACCACUGCUGGCAGUGGGUGGACCACUGGGACUGACAGGGGGUUAAAGGGCAUUUUACUAAGGCAGCUAAGACAUAUUCAGACAUAGAUUUUAUCCUAAUUUUUCAUAUUUCUACCUGAGUGAAGUUCAUCCUUAGUACUGAGUAGGAAGUUACAGUAAAAUGGUAGUUCAUUCUUACUUACACAUAUAGCUCAACUUUUUUUUUUUCACUUGGAAUUAUGUUGAAUGUUUCACUUUGACAAGAAAGUAGACUAGAAGGUAUGUCCUGUAAGUUGUCUUGCAUCCAUUAUAUAAAAAAGAAACAGGUGAGAGGAAGAGAGGAAAGCUGAGACUGGCUGGUGUUCAGAGCAUUCAUUUCUUCAGAGGGAAAGUACACCAUACACUAAGCACACAGAUAGUUUUGGGUUGUUUUUUUUUUCCCCCCCAAAUCUUAAGAUGAUUUCCAUGACCUUGGCCAAGGACACUUCCUAAGGAUUAAUGACAGCGUUGACUGUGCCUCAGGCUGGCCACUCUGCACAGCUGGCUCUCCGUCCCCAGCUGGUGCCCGGGGCUUAGUCCCGUAUCCCCUCCGAGAUUCUGUUAGCGUCACACAGGGUGUGUUGUUGGCUUUGAUUUUAAGAAUCCCUUACUUUCACUCCCUGAUCUCAGUCAGCUGGCAUGGAAAAACAAUAGAAAAACAGAAAUGUGUGUAGAAGGAGAUUCUAAAACUUCCCUCAUGUCUGCCCAUAGCUGAAGUUUCGGAUUCUGGUGGACGGAAAGGCCUGGCCCUGGAGUCACUCUGUCAGAAUAGCAGAAGUUCAGGCUUUGCAGACUCCUUCCUGUACCAACUUCCUUGAAGUCUGCCUCUUGCCAUGAUGCAGCCAUCUUGGAGGAAAUUGGCCGUCUCUGCUUGGAUUUUUGGCAGGGCUGCUCACAGCUUUGCUUUCCACACUAACUACAUAGCAUUAUUCCAGUGUUUUCCAUUUCCCAUACCUGAUUUCCAGCUUCUUAAAGCUGACUGUUCUUGCAGGGGCCACUUGCUUCUCUUAGAGUACAAAGUAAGGGCCUUCCUUACUAACUGCAGGGUCUUUCUACUACACCUCAGUGUACACACUUUGCUGCUACUGUUCGUACUGUCUACAGUAGAAUUUCCUUAUCUUGCUCCUGGUAGUGCAUUACAGGCAAGCAUGAAAUGUAAAGUAUUUAUUUAAAUAAAAAGAAAACCUCUAAAUUGGUAAUUGAAUUACCUCCCUGUAGCUUUAUAGUUUGUGACAUUUCUUGACCUUGCUAGUUCUUUCAUUAGAUCCGCGCAAGAUCUAGUCAUCUGGUUAAGGAUUUUAAGCAGACGCAACUAUGAACCCAAGAAACUGUAUUACUAUUACUGUUGGUCAUACUAAAACUGUUUAUUUCCUUAAGUAUAUGACCCACAAGGAUGUGAAAUAACUACAAGAAACUGUUUUUGUACACUGUACAUCCUUAGUAUUUUUACACGUAUAUGAUAGGGAUGCACAUUAUUUUCCUUCGUACAGACAGCUUAAAUAAAGCACUAUGUCAAUCUGCUACUUCUCUGU
Messenger RNA from Eubalaena glacialis (North Atlantic right whale), 4978 nucleotides. It is a transcript of the gene AKT3, whose product is annotated as AKT serine/threonine kinase 3. Gene Ontology annotation, biological process: protein phosphorylation. Bases 8 to 1513 code for a protein of 501 amino acids. The transcript is spliced from 14 exons. The record is from RefSeq and is a predicted model, not a curated record. Gene Ontology annotation, molecular function: protein serine/threonine kinase activity; ATP binding. Lineage: Eukaryota; Metazoa; Chordata; Mammalia; Artiodactyla; Balaenidae.